Thrips palmi is the source of this 1193-nucleotide messenger RNA. RefSeq lists its product as uncharacterized. Lineage: Eukaryota; Metazoa; Arthropoda; Insecta; Thysanoptera; Thripidae. Gene Ontology annotation, cellular component: membrane. Gene Ontology annotation, molecular function: ATPase activator activity. Bases 313 to 1122 code for a protein of 269 amino acids. The record is from RefSeq and is a predicted model, not a curated record. The transcript has 3 exons. Gene Ontology annotation, biological process: membrane organization.
ACGCCAGUUGACCAACCACCAGAGUACAUCAAGCUUUUUGUUAACGCUCUAGGGAGUUCUUCAGUGAAAGUCCGUCCUCUUCUUUCAGGAUAAGAAUCCUCUCUAUUUCAAUACUUCAGGAAAUUCUUAAGUAUUGUGUGUGCCUGUUGAGCGCUCGCUUGAGUGAGCGUAGAUGUGUUUCAUAUAUUCUACGUUGGCAACAGCCUAACCGAAAAUAUACAAAGUGAACGGCUGGAAUGAUAUUUCCUGUAGGAUUUCUUGAUAAUCGCGAAUCUAAAUUAAGAAGAAGUUACAUUUAAUCAGAUUUUAACCAUGAGUCGACGAAAACCUAUAAGUCCACGUGAGAAUCUUCCAUCUCUGUCAAGGGAGUCAAGAAAACCAGAUGAAUCAGAGGAAUCAUCGGAAGAUGAAGUUGCGCCAGAGAAGUCUCCUCAUCAACAAAAUGGGGCUGGCUAUUGGGGUUGGGUCAUUUUAGUAGCAGUUGUACUUGGGCUCGUUUUGUUUCAAUUUACCUCUGAACGUAAACCCGAUUUUGAGGAAAUAGAAAAUGAAUUAAAAAAAGUGUUAAGCAAUGUAAAAAGAAAGUUUCCAACUCAAGAAAAACAGUUGUGGCCAUACUUAUUAUCAGUUCUAGCAGGAGUUUGUAGUAGCGAUAUUUCAUGCCCCAAGGUAAUUCUUCUCAUAGAUCGAGAUGAUGGUCGGACAAGUCAGUGUUUUGUGAGAAUGGUGGCCAACCAAUCUGCACCUGUAUUGCCGUUUGAGGAAAAAAGAGCUCUGUUCCUGAAUGGUGAUGACCUGAAUUGUGAUAAUUGUGUAGAGGUGCACAGAGAGAAAGCUAAGAAACAUGGGAUUGUAGUAAUUCAGCAUCUUGAAAAUUUUCCAAUUAAAUCUGCUGAUUCCCUCCACUUUUUUUGUGAUGAGCAUGAGACUGAAUUUGCCAAGGCUGCUUAUCUUCUCACAAUGACUGUAAGGAACAUAGAAAAAGAUGCGACCAAAACUGCAGAGAAUGCUUUGCGGGCUUCAUGGAAGUCCAUGCAAAAAGACAAUCUUGAUGCAUUAAUUUCUAGACUAACAUCUCUUGUUGUAUUUGUGCAGCCUGAGACAACUUUGAACUGUGAUUAAUUGCAAAUUCAGUAUUAUUUUCUUUGGUCUAUUAUUGGUAAUUUUCUAAUAAAGGUGACAGAAAACAUGGA